Messenger RNA from Neospora caninum, 4263 nucleotides. RefSeq lists its product as hypothetical. Lineage: Eukaryota; Apicomplexa; Conoidasida; Eucoccidiorida; Sarcocystidae. The transcript has 8 exons. The coding region runs from base 1 to 4263 and encodes 1420 amino acids. Gene Ontology annotation, molecular function: protein binding. The record is from RefSeq and is a predicted model, not a curated record.
AUGUCCGCGUCUGGGGCUCAUCAGCAGGUGCGAGUCUCUGCAGUCGAGGGACUUCCGGAGUCUCUCUCGCCUGGAGAAGACGCCGGCGAGGCGAGAGCAGCCAGUGGGAGCCAGAGUGGAGAGCCUUCAUCGAAUGAGCCUUGGCGCCGGGGAUCGCUUCCGUCCCUCUCUGUUCCUCCGUCGGGGGCGCGCUCAGGCGAUGAGGACAAUCGGAGACAGGCCGCUCAGAGCCCGCUGUCAAAAUCGAAAAGAAACAGUGGGGGCAAUUGGUUCGACUUCCUAUUCAAGUGGCGAGGAGCCCAUAAACACCGGAACGCCAUCCAACUUGCCCAAGCGUUCGGCAUUGCCAAUCAACCGGGAAAACCAGGCCCGGUGAUCGGAAUCGUGGUCUGCAAAGGCCCCAGAAAUGAACUGCAAGGCCUCGCCGUGGCCACGCCGCGCGUCGUCGAGCGCUACCUCCUCGACGGUCGCCUCCAGCAGCGCGUCGCCGUCCCCGAGCCGCUGACUUGCUUUGUGGGGGGAAAAAUCGGCGGUGUCGGUCGCGUCCUUCUCUGCGGCACACAGGGAGGACGCGUCUUCAUUUUGAAGGCGGAGACGUUCGAGCAGCUCUUGGAACUCGACUCGAGCGAAGCCUACUCGGCAGCAGGCGUGUCCUUCGACGCUGGCCUGGCCCUUGACGACUUGCCGCCCCGGGGCGGCCUCACCUUCAGUCGCGAUCCUCUGGGGCGAGGCAGCGACGCUGCGCCCGGUCGGAAAGGGAACGGGUUCUUCGGGUUCGGCGACUCUUCGGCAAAACGCGAGAAGCGCGAGGCCGCGAGGCAGAUUGGCGGGUCUUUUGACGGCCAGGAAGGCCGCCAACAGAAGGAUACUGAAGACGGAUCUGCGCCUGUCUCGGACGGCGCAGGUGCCAGGCGAGAAAGCGAAGAGGAGCGGAAAAGUUCCGAGUGGCGUGCACCGACUGAGGGCGACGGGACGAAGACGCCUGCGGGGGUUCCAGCCUGUCUAGCGAUCAGUUCGUUGACCAUUAAGUCGACGUUCGCGGAGUUUGUUCAUUUUGUCAUUGCGGGAAAUGUCCGGGGCCACGUCUUUGUGUGGCAAGUUCCCUCGACGAAACUCGUUCACCUCCUCAGCUUCCCUGGAAACCGCGCAGAGGCUGCCUUCCUGGUGUCUCAAGAGUCCCUGUCUUCGGCAUCCAGUCUCUCGCGAGACCGAACCGAAGACGCGUCCGCUCCCUCGGCGAAACGACCGUCUUUGUCUCCGCGGUCGGGAGACGAGGCCGCCCGCCGCAUGCGUCGCCCAGGCGACAGAAGCGGCGAGGAGCCGUUGCGGGCUGAGGAAAGCCGCACCUGUCCCCACAGCGGGACCGCGUGCCCUGAGAGGCGGGAGAAAGGCCUUCGCCACUCCAGUGAGGGUGCCUGUCGCAGGCGGCCGCGCAGAGGCCGUCGCAGAGGCUCUUUCGCGGCGCAAGGCGCCUUUGCGGAAGACUCGGGGCUGCGAGAGUCUGCAGGCCUUCCGGGCGAGAGUCAGAAGGAAGCAGAAGAUUUCUUCGCGAAUCGAGCAGUGCCUUUUCUGUCCGACAGGGGCGACUCGGCCGCGUCGCGAAGGGAAGAAGUCGGGGCGCGGGGCGAGCGGCACGCGUCUGUGGUGUCGGUGGCUGAAGCGAUCCACGCCGUCGGCUCCGUGGCAGAAAUCGACCUCUCAGAUGGCGACACGGACGGCGAAGACGCCGCCCCGCUGGGGGGAUUUGCCGACGAGGGAUCCGCCGGCGCGAAGAAGGGAGGAAAGAGCUGGAGAAAGGUGAAGAAAGCUUCGCGGCCUGCGUGUCUCUCGGAGACACCGGACAAGGCCUUCUUCGGAGACAGCUGCGGGGCCAGGCCUGACGGGGCCGGCUCGCCAGCGGAAAAGGCCUCGAGUUCCCAGAAGUCGAAGGGCGUUUCCAAGCGCGGUGUGAACGCGAAAAAGCUGCUGGGAGGCCUGGGCAUGGCCGUCGCGGAGACGCGCUCGGCCCGCCGCGACAGCGGAAGCAGCGGCCAGGCGAGUGUACGUACCCUCGGAGACGAAGACAGGUCGGAGCUCCACACCCCAGCAGACGCCGUCUCUUCCGUUCGGCAACCUGCCGCGCGGCUGUUUCAAAGCGAAGAGCAGCACGGCGCGUGGCCGCGGCGAGACCACCGAGCAGCGAGGGAGUCCGUGGAGAGUCCACGCGAGAACUCACGUAGAGCCCCCAGGGGGAACGACGAAGAGCGGUUCCAGAGCGCCCUGGAGGACGUGACGCACGUCUCUUCCGUCCACGGCGGCGGCGAGUUCCACAGCUUCUCUCCACAGACCCAGGCGAGUUUGCAGCCGCGCACGCGCGGGGAGUGCGAGGGAGACGGAAGUGGCGGCGUCGGCGCUGCAGUGGAGCGAGAGGCCGAGGCAGGCGGCAGCGGGAGAUUGUCCGAGAGAACCUCUGUCGAGCGUCUGUCGGUUUCAGAGAACGGCGGGGAAGAGGAGAGGCGAGACGCGUUCUCGAGCCUGAAACUUCCCGUCGACGGCCACAGGGAGAAGAGCGGAACGAGUCAACUGCGUGGAAGGGAGACCAGCGAAGACGAAGCGAUGGAAGAUGUGUCUCUCGCUUCCGACUGUCCCAGUCCUGGGGGGCUGAGGGAACUCGACUUCUCCCGUCGCCUCGGGGACGCGGUGCUCCCUCCGGAGAUGAACAAUCACGGCCUGCCGCCUCGGUCGGCAGAAGAGAGCGGAGCGUCAGGUGACGAGGGACGGCGCGCGGACCCGGAGCCCGCUCGGAGGCAAGGCACCGGUGAGGAGGCAAGGAAUGGAGACGAGUUCGGAAGUGUGCCCCAGGCGGAGGAGGAAGAAGACGUGCCGGGGCGCGUCGUUGGCGGGGAGGAGAUCCGGUUGGGCACACAUCAGGAGAGAGGGAGAGACGGCCGCCAAGAAGUUCCGCGGUCAGACGACCGAGUCAAUGGCCGCGCAGAGAACCCGAGAAGCGAGGAGAGACUCGGCGCACGCGGGUCGCUGGAAACGGAGAUGGCGAAACGAGCGGCCGAGGAGGCGAGUGGGGCGGGGGAGAGGCCGGAAGAGAUCACCGGCAAAGACUGCGCCGUGUUGAGACCGAGUUCCCCUUCUUCGUCCGUGUCGAGCCUCGAAAGUGCGGGGGCAGAGAAACAGUCAGCGUUUCCUGGGCCUUCGCCGAACGACGCGUCGGCAUCUGAGGCCGGGCGUGAGGGCGAGCCUUCAGAAAGUGAAGACGGUACGCGUGAUUUCCGUCUUUGUGGGGCCCGAGUGUCGCCAGACUCGGGGAGCCCCGAGGGCGGAGUCCGGAGAGAAGACAGGGUUUCCUUGCCACCCUCGCCGUCGCCGGUCCCGUCGGACGAGAUCUUUCUUCGUGACGAACCGACGCAUCCGUACUUGAACGAGCACGUGGAGAUGACCAGCGGCCGCGUCGACGAAGCCGCCUUCUCGGAUGAGGCAAGCGAAGCUGGUCCACAAGCGCGAAGAGCGUGUGGCGCUUGGCAGAGCUCUUCCUGCGUCGGACACGACGACGCAUGCGACCGGAGGAGACGCACUCUCGCCUCGCAGGACGGAGACGAACAACGCUACGUCGGCGCGCUCCUCACCGUCGCUGCUUUCGAUCAGCUCUGGAUCGGGUACGGAGACGGCACUGUUGCCGUGUUUGCCCUCAGCGACUACUGCCUCCUCGAGUGCUCCAAACUCGCGACUUCGGAUGUAAGCCGAAUGGAGUUCUCCAAAUACGCAGAGGUCGUCCUCAUUCUGAGCGGCAACCAGCUCGUCACGGUCUGGAGUGUACGGACCCUGCGCUGUCUUUGCCAGGUGCCAACGAGUAUGCUCACGUGCGGGAUGCCUCUCGCCUACCUUUACGUUCUUGAAGCGCCUGAGGCUUGGGACUCGAAAGUGACGAUUCUUCUCGCGGGGUGUAUGGACGGCUCCAUCAGCGUCCGUCGCCUGGAGAAGAGCGCGGACGACGACCUGCGCUUCCUCCUUAUUCGAAACUACGUCCGGGAGGUGGAGCCCCAGGUGCCGAUUAGCGCUAUUUGUAUCGACUCUUGGCUGAACGCUGCAUUUGUUGGUGACGCUAGCGGAGUGGUCUUCACUUUGCCGUACGUUUUCCAGCUGCUCGAUCCUACACUAGUUCCCGCAGUCGCCCCGCCUCAAGACGACUCCGGCUAUCAGGAAGAAGGCCGCCCGGCACAUUCGAAGCCAGAGUCGGUCGCGCAGUCGCUAUCCUCUGAAGAUUUGUCAUGA